This is a messenger RNA of Lolium rigidum, 2474 nucleotides long. Its product is annotated as low affinity sulfate transporter 3-like. Gene Ontology annotation, cellular component: membrane. The record is from RefSeq and is a predicted model, not a curated record. Gene Ontology annotation, biological process: transmembrane transport. Gene Ontology annotation, molecular function: secondary active sulfate transmembrane transporter activity. NCBI's taxonomy places the organism in Eukaryota, Viridiplantae, Streptophyta, Magnoliopsida, Poales, Poaceae. The transcript is spliced from 11 exons. The coding region runs from base 323 to 2296 and encodes 657 amino acids.
CCUCCGAGAGAGAAUUUCUUCCUCUUGGAGGGCUGCAGGCUCAUCGAUCCCGUGCAUGGAUGUCCGCUACUUGCUCCCAAGAAUCAUAUCUCACAAUCCUAUCCCUGAGACCUUGACUACUCGUCUCUAGUGAUGUUUACACGAGAGGAAAUCUACCAGCCAUUCGUCCCGCAGUGAUCAUCGAUCGUGUCACUUCACCUGGAGAGAUUCUCCAUCCAUCUAUCCAACAACAGCUAGCUAGUCCAGGCAUCAACGACAGCCCCUUUUAAGUCCCAAGGAGGAGGUAGGAGUUCCCCCAAACACUUCAGUUACCCCGUCUGUCAUGGAGUCCAUGGCAGCCGUCGAGAUGCCGGUCACCGUGCCGGCAUUCGAUGUAUCUAGCAGGCGGCCGGCCACGGCCGGCCUAGUCCUCAACAGCCCCAACCCGCCGAGCCUGCGCGACGAGCUCGUCGGCGUCGUCGGCAAGGCGUUCCGCCCACGGCGGACCAACGGCGACGGCGGCGGUGCUCGCCGGUGUGCGUGGGCCCUGACGGCGCUGCAGGCCGUGUUCCCGGUGCUGCAGUGGGGGAAGACUUACGAUCUCAAGUCCUUCCGGAGCGACGUCAUGGCUGGCCUUACACUUGCCAGCCUUGGGAUCCCACAGAGCAUUGGAUACGCCAAUCUUGCCAAGCUGGAUCCGCAGUACGGUCUUUACACGAGCGUCGUCCCGCCGCUGAUCUACGCGGUGAUGGGGACGUCGAGGGAGAUCGCCAUCGGCCCCGUCGCUGUGGUCUCGCUGCUUCUGUCGUCCAUGGUGCAGAAGAUCGUCGACCCCGCCACCGACCCAGUGACUUACCGGACGCUGGUGUUCACCGUCACCUUCCUCGCGGGCGUCUUCCAGGUUUCCUUCGGCCUCUUCAGGCUGGGGUUCCUGGUGGACUUCCUGUCGCACGCCGCCAUCGUCGGGUUCAUGGGCGGCGCCGCCAUCGUCAUCGGCCUGCAGCAGCUCAAGGGGCUGCUCGGCCUGAGCAAGUUCACCAACAGCACCGACGUCGUCUCCGUCGCCAAGGCCGUCUUCUCUGCGCUACACGACCCCUGGCACCCGGGCAACUUCCUCAUCGGAUGCUCCUUUCUCAUAUUCAUCCUCGCCACACGCUUCAUCGGGAGGAGGUACAAGAAGCUCUUCUGGCUGUCUGCAAUUUCACCGUUGGUCUCGGUUAUCCUGUCCACGGCCAUGGUCUACGCCACAAGAGCAGACAAGCAUGGCGUGAAGAUCAUCCGCGAGGUGCACGCAGGGCUGAACCCGAGCUCAGUCAAGCAGAUACAAUUGAACGGACCCUACACCACAGAAUGCGCCAAGAUUGCCAUCAUCUGUGCGGUGAUCGCACUCACGGAAGCCAUUGCCGUCGGACGAUCUUUCGCCUCUAUAAAAGGGUAUAAGCUUGAUGGAAAUAAGGAAAUGAUAGCGAUGGGAUGCUCAAAUAUUGCUGGAUCUAUGUCCUCGUGCUAUGUCGCAACAGGUUCAUUCUCUCGAACUGCUGUCAACUUCAGCGCAGGUGCCAGGUCGACGAUUUCCAAUAUCGUCAUGGCCGUCACGGUGCUUAUUGCCUUGGAGUUGUUCAUGAAGCUCCUCUACUACACACCCAUGGCAGUGCUAGCGUCCAUCAUUUUGUCAGCGCUCCCUGGACUGAUUGACAUUAGAGAAGCUUGGAGCAUAUGGAAAGUUGACAAGAUGGAUUUUCUCAUAUGCCUUGGUGCAUUCGUUGGCGUGCUCUUUGGGUCCGUGGAGAUUGGGCUUGGAGUUGCACUUGCCAUCUCCUUUGCAAAGAUCAUCAUACAGUCAAUCCGGCCUCAGGUAGAGGUUCUAGGCAGGCUACAAGGAACAAACAUAUUUUGCAGUGUCAGGCAGUACCCUGUGGCAUGCCGAACACCAGCUAUACAAGUCAUACGCAUUGAUACAUCUUUCCUAUGCUUCAUCAAUGCAACGUUUAUCAAAGAAAGGAUCAUAGAAUGGGUAAGGGCAGAAGUGGAGGCAUCCAAUGAAAAGGCCAGGGAGAGGGUGCACUCAGUUGUACUUGACAUGUCAAAUGUGGUAAACAUCGACACCUCAGGACUUGUGGGAUUGGAAGAAAUUCAUAAGGACCUGGUGUCUCUAGGCAUACAGAUCGCUAUCGCCAGUCCAGGAUGGCAAGCAAUUCAGAAGAUGAAACUUGGGCACGUUGUUGACAGAAUAGGAGAAGAAUGGAUUUUCCUGACAGUGAGUGAAGCAGUGGAAGGAUGCCUAACUGAGCAUAAGGGCAGUGCAACGGAGUGUUGAGUGUAUGGUAGUAAAAAUAACACCAUGUGGUGCGGAUUUGUAUCCACUGAACAUGGUUUACAGCCAAUCAAAUACUCACAGACAGACAGUAUUGUAACAGCGACAGAAAAGUAUGUUUGCAUAGUAAUGAAGUUAACUGAAGUGUUAUGCAGUCAUCUUUUUGUGACUGUAGUCACUU